CUUGUCUCCCUCCGCUCAUGGGCAUCAGCGAGCGCCGCAAGUACAAGGCGACCGCGCGAUGGGCGUACUCGCGUCCGCUCGUCCUCAACGCCCUACGCCUCCUCUGGAUCGUCGUCGUCGUCUGGGGCGAGAUCGGUGUCUACUACUGGUCACUCUCGUCCUGUCGCUGGCCGGAUAAGAAUUUGCCUCAGCAUGCCUCCCCACUUCACAUACUCCUGAUCUCCGACCCGCAAGUCCGCCCCCCACGCGAUUUCUGGGAAGACACGUCCUGGCUCGCCUCUGCACGGGAGUUCUUCUUCGAGCUCAAUCUGAAGCGUAACUGGCACGUCACUCGUCGCCUGAAGCCACAAACCAUCUUCUUCCUUGGCGACAUGCUUGCCAGCGGGAAAUACGUACAUAGCGAGCAAGAAUUUGAGCAGUACUGGCAGAAGUUCCAGGACACGUUUGCCUUCGAGAACGGGACGGACGUGUACUACUUGCCAGGGAACAACGACUUCGGCAUGGGAGCGUCCCGCUCACUUUCCGUCAACGUGCGAGCCUACUACAAGAAGUACGUCGGCCCUCUCAACCAGGCGGUCCCUCUGCGAGGACACAACUUCGUUGCGUUGGACGCUCCUGGCCUCGUAGACGAGGACUAUAGGAGAUCUGCCAGCGGCUUGCCGCAUCAGCAAUGGAGUCCGACCCUCGGAGGGACCUUGGACUUCAUCAGAGAGUUAGACAAUGAGCAAGGCCCUGUCGUGUUGUUGUCGCAUAUUCCCCUCCACAGACCUGAUACUGCCACAUGCGGUCGGCUCCGGGAGAAGGGAACUAUCCGCAGAGGCGUCGGUCACGGCUACCAGAACACCCUUGGCAAGGAGACAACAUACUAUCUCCUCGAUACGCUCCAUCCUAUCGCUGUCUUCAGCGGUGACAACCGUGAUUACUGUGAAUACAACCAUACCUCCCGACACAUCGACCCGGAGACCCGCACCAAAAUCUCUGAAGAAAGCGUGCGGGAGGUCACCAUCAAGUCCUUCUCUAUGGCGCGAAAUAUUCAUCACCCUGGAUUCCAUCUACUCUCGCUUGUCGAACCAUCAACCGGCGCGCCGUCGCUAGCAGACACGGCGUGCUUCCUGCCAGAUCAGCCCGGCCUGUUCUCCGCCCUCUAUUGGCCCUUCGUGGCCAUCACUACCCUUCUCCUGCUCUUCCUUAACCUGCGGAAAGGACCGGGCCGUCUCCCAGGUCUUGUCGGCCGCCUCACACCGGCUAGCCCAUAUCGUGGUCGCCAUCCGACUGUCUGGACGCCAUUCACGGCCGCUCCAGAUAGCCCCACUGGCUCUCUUCCUGUGGUCCGCACCCCCACAUCCUCCGCUGGGCCGCAGAUGAAGGCAUCUUCUCGGCCAGCAUCCCCCUCCGCCCUCCUCCAUCCCUCUUCCGCGGCUGCUAUCGCUGCUGCCGACGCAGACGAGGACGAGGACGAGACGUAUCCCGCGCAGUACGCCACCCGACGCGCAGCGUACGAGCACGAUGACCUCUGGUCACCGCGGCAUAACAAGGGCGCGCGCAGCAUCGAUCAGGAGGCCGCAGACUCGUACUUCCUUCAGCAACCCGCGGCGCCUCGACAUCAGGGCAAGCGCCCGUGGUCGUGGUCGUUCACGUUCGUGUUUGCGCAGCGGCGGCGGCGGAUCACGCUGCGGGCGCCGACGCUGACGGCGCGGGGCGUGAAGGACGCGGUGGGCGUAUUAGGGUGCGGGGCAGACAAGUUCGAUGCCGGGGUGGUGGGGAGCACGGCACUGGAUGCGCUGAGUGUGCUGUGGGUGGCGGUGGUGGUGUGGGCGUUCCUUGCGUGGAGGUCGUUAUAGGACGCUGCGAGAGUGGAUGAGUGCAGGACGAUGUAUGAGUCGAGCGGUGGCUUCGCAGAGUUACGACGCUAUGUAAUUUAUUCGUAACGAGGAUUUUCUUACGACUGGCGAUGCGCUCUGUAGCAUACGAUGGAAGCUUGCUUGCUGUCUUUACGGUCAAGGACAUCUAUACUGGAGUAUAAUGGGUGGCAUGGCUGCGA
Molecule: messenger RNA, 2041 nt
Organism: Schizophyllum commune H4-8
Lineage: Eukaryota; Fungi; Basidiomycota; Agaricomycetes; Agaricales; Schizophyllaceae
Exons: 7
Coding region: 18-1841 (607 amino acids)
Biological process (GO): GPI anchor biosynthetic process
Cellular component (GO): endoplasmic reticulum
Molecular function (GO): hydrolase activity
Source: RefSeq, a predicted model, not a curated record